Notothenia coriiceps (black rockcod) is the source of this 4340-nucleotide messenger RNA. It is a transcript of the gene mgat1b, whose product is annotated as alpha-1,3-mannosyl-glycoprotein 2-beta-N-acetylglucosaminyltransferase b. Bases 829 to 2385 code for a protein of 518 amino acids. Gene Ontology annotation, molecular function: alpha-1,3-mannosylglycoprotein 2-beta-N-acetylglucosaminyltransferase activity. Gene Ontology annotation, cellular component: Golgi apparatus. NCBI's taxonomy places the organism in Eukaryota, Metazoa, Chordata, Actinopteri, Perciformes, Nototheniidae. The record is from RefSeq and is a predicted model, not a curated record. Gene Ontology annotation, biological process: protein N-linked glycosylation. The transcript is spliced from 3 exons.
GUGAAGCCAAGUGGAGUAUGAGAACCUGAGCCAGGGCACUGAGGGCAGAGGAAAUUAGUUCCAGCAGCAACAUGGCACUGUGGACACACAGGCUGCUGGCACUGUAACGUGUGUAUCAGACACUGCUAACAGUAGCAGCUGCCGGUGAUGAUGAUAGUAGCAGUGCCGGGGGAAUAAUGGGAACCAGAGGUGGAGGUGCUGGGUAGAAACACAGAGAUGCACCGUGGAUUUGACAGAAGGAAAUACAGCGGCGGCUCGACUAGCAAACAUUAGCUAGCUAGCCAGCUAGGCGGUUGGUGCUGCAGCUGGAUGUUCGCUUCAUUUCCUUUCACGGUGCUAGCCGUAUCGACUCGGUUGAGAGCGGCAUGUGAGAGGGGAGUGCCAGGCUUCAGCUGUCCGGGGCUUCAUGGUCAGGACGGCUCAUGAAUGAAAACCCUUCACCGCUGCUGCUCGGCGUUAGCCAGCUAGCUAGCUAACAGCACGUCAGCAUAACGGGAUGAUGGCUGAAGGGUAAUUUCCAAGGAGUCACGUCCCCUCAACCCAAAGGGACCCCACUUCCUCUUUUUCACUGUCAUCUGCAGUUUUGCAACCCCCCCUUGGCUGUCCUUGCGUGUCCUAUCUCUACUAAUUUCCCUUGUCUGUAUGGUACAGUAGGAUCAUGUGAAUUCAUUUUGAAUUGGACAUUUGUCCUGACACUCUCCUGACUAAAAGACAGGAUAACCUUCAUGUUUGAAAAACUGACAAGGUGAUCUGAUAUCAACUUCCUGCCCAUCUGAGAUCGCCUUCUUUGGUUCCACAACCCCAUCCCUUUUCUAGUGUCAUUGGGCCAUGGUUCGCAAGAAAGGUUCUCUUAUACUAUGCAGUGCUUUCCUGUUUGUUGCCUGGAAUGCUCUGCUUCUGCUCUAUCUUUGGGGUCCUCCCGUCGGCCGCCUCGGAGAAGGUGGUGGAGCCGAACCAGGAGGAAAGGAGGAGUGGGGCAUGGUGAAAGGAGGCGGGGUUAACCUGGCCGGGGAGGUGAUCCGGCUGGCAGAGGAGGUGGAAGUCCAGCUGGAUACCCAGAAGAAGCUACUGAAGCAGAUUGAAAGUCACAGAGCCAUGUGGGCCAGGCGGAAAGAUGUCGGGAAAAGAGAAAUGGAGGAUAGAAAAGAAGUCAAAGAAGAGGUUGUCCACCAGCCACAGAAGCUUCAACCUAUCAAGGAUAACGUGGAUGAUACGGACCAAACUCGAGUGAAACAAACGCAGAGGCCUGUUAAUACAGAAGCUUUAGACACUAACUUAGAUAAUCCCCAGGUCAAUGUACCAAAGGAAGAGAUUGGCGAGAACAAAUUGCAGACUUCCCCUGCCACCCCAGAAGUCGUCAUCCCCAUCCUGGUUAUUGCCUGUGACAGAGUGACCGUGAAACGGAGCCUGGACAGACUGAUACAGUACCGCCCUUCUGCACAACUUCAUCCAAUCAUCGUCAGCCAGGACUGCGGCCACGCAGAGACGGCUCGGGUGAUUGGCUCGUACGGAGAUCAAGUGAUGCACAUCCGCCAACCGGACCUGUCGGACAUCAGAGCGCGGCCGGAGCACAGGAAGUUCCAGGGCUACUACAAGAUCUCCCGGCAUUACCACUGGGCCCUCAAGCAAGUGUUCAACACGCUCUCCCACUCCACUGUGGUCAUAGUGGAGGACGACCUGGAGGUGGCCCCUGACUUCUUUGAGUAUUUCCGAGCACUGUACCCGAUCCUGCACGCCGACCCCACCCUGUGGUGUGUUUCUGCGUGGAACGAUAACGGCAGAGACGCCCUGGUGGACCCCUCCAAAGCUGAGCUGCUCUACAGGACAGACUUCUUCCCCGGGCUGGGCUGGAUGCUGCUCAAAGAGAUGUGGGCAGAACUGGAACCCAAGUGGCCCUCAGCCUUCUGGGACGACUGGAUGCGUCAGCCGGAGCAGCGUAAGGAGCGCUCCUGCAUCCGCCCCGAAAUCUCCCGCACCAUCACCUUCGGCCGCAAAGGCGUCAGCUUAGGUCAAUUCUUCGACCAGUACCUGCGCUACAUUAAGCUAAACACUGAGUUUGUGCCUUUUACCAAACAGGAUUUGUCUUAUUUGCUUCAAGAGAAGUACGAUGAAAGGCUUAUAAAAGAGGUCUACAGCGCCCCCCUGGUGAAGAUGGAGGAGCUGCAGCAGGGGGGCACCCUGAGGGGCCCGGGGCCCUUCAGGGUGCAGUACUCGAGCCGCGACACUUUCAAAGUCUUUGCUCGAAAUCUAGGAGUGAUGGACGACUUGAAAUCUGGAGUUCCUCGCACAGGUUACAGGGGCGUAGUGAACUUCCUGUACCGGGGUCGCAGGGUAUUCCUGGCCCCCCCCGAGGGCUGGACGCAGUAUGAUGUGAGCUGGAGCUGAGGGACUCAUCCACUCUGAACUAUGUGACCGGUGAUGAAGAGGGAGGCAGCCUUACUCAGAGGAACACCCUCUCAGACCAAAGAAUAUCAGAGCAGAACCAGAGUGUGACCCCGCCUGUGUGUGAGGGAAACGAGAUGCUUAUUCAGCAAGUGCAACGGCCACACACACUUCACAGAGAGCGUGAGGAAAAUUAAUUCCACCUUGAACACUGUUUGAUAACAGCUGCUGGCAACGUGCCUUGCUUUCUGGGCCCAUUUGUUUGGUGUAUUUUUUAUUCCUAUGAAAAACCGGCCAAAUGUAGACUUUGCAAGUGUUUGGGGAAUAUGGUAGCAGGAAGUCAUUUGAAUUGUCAACAGAAAGGCCAUGUUUCAGUGUGGGUGAUAAUACAAGCAAAAUGAUCCUUUUAGAAUUUAGCAAAGUUUAUAAAGAAGCUGUUAAAAUGAAUGUUUAAGGUGGUUAACAAACGCCAUAUCCUGUGCUGAAGGCAUCAUAUGAAGUGCUGAUGGGCAACAUUAAAGCUGGAAGGCUUCAUUAGCAAACAUACAGAGAGGAAGAAGAAGCUGAGACAUCAACUUUCCAAAUGAAAUGUAUCCAAACUGCUAUCAGUCUGCUGAGCAGCUCAUCAAAUCGGCUAGAGAAUAUUAAAAGUAACAGAUGUAAGGUGGGAGGUAGAAAUAAAAUAAGUAGAAAUUUGAUCAGACCGAACAUGGAGUCAGUACAAACCAUGUCAUAUUUCUGUUUCACUCUCUGUAGUGUUGAACUGUAGCUUAGAAGUCCAUCCUCCAGUGGUUGACUUCACGGUGUUAGUAUUGAUUUUAAUGAACGAGACCUCUCUUGGUGAAAUAAAAAAAAAAGUGUUUUGAUACUUUACACCCCCCUGUUGAUGGAUUAGCAGAGCUACAAGCAUCUAUUGUUUUUCCAACCAAGUUUAGAUUUAAACGCUUCAACUUCACAUGACACAUGAACAUCGCCGUCCCCAUCUGAACAAGUCAUAUCAGUUCUAUUCUAGCUUGGGUAAAAAAUGGAUAUGGGGUGCUACAUGUUAUCAAUGACGCUGCGUUCAUGCUUUGAUCAUGUGGGAGUGGCCAUGUUUAAAUCUAAACUGGAUUGGAAAAACAAAAGAAGCCACGACCAUCGACCGAGACUGUAUAUCAUUCUUUGUGUGACACAUUUCAUGAGCUGCGCAUCAGAAUAAGCUUUCUUGCCCAGUGCAUUGUGGGUAAUUAUACAAGGACAUGUCUCUGGGUUUAGAGUGCUCUCAAUGUACCUACACACUGUUCCAAGAACAGUUUACAGGAAGAUAGGAGUAGACAAAUAUAGGUUGAAACAAACAAUAAUCAUAAUAAAGAGUCCUGGGUAAACAGGUAGGUGGAAGCUCAUUGGCUGAGUUUAUAUGAAGUAGGCGGGACCACAGAAUCAAGUCUUAAUGUAUGAUGUAUUUCAUGUUCUGAAUAGCCCAGUUUAAAGGCCCAUCCAUGUGAUGGCUGGAGAGAAUUUACUUCUAAAGAGAAUCACUUUCUACAAGGGAGUGUCUAAAUGUGUUGAAGGAAAUAGUCAAUAUGAAGGAAGAAAUUGUAAUAGUAAGGAUAUUUUUCAAGAUAUUUAACGUUCUUGAACUUUUAACAAGUUUGCAAAAGCGCAAAUGAUAUGUACAUGUCACUGAUUUCCUGAUGACCCCCCUGCAGCCCUGACCCAGGGUCAGCUGUAAUCACAUCACAUGACAUCCAAACAAAGGUUUGGGCAGCUUAGGUUUGUUACAGAACCACUGAUUGUUGACAGGUUUGAUUUGUGCUACAUGAAGGCUGUGGAGAGAGGACUUUAUCACUGUACUGUAACGCUUUGGGAGGUUCUCCACCACAUGGAUCCCAUGUCUGAAUGGUGAUGUGUAAAACCACUGCCUGUGUUUAGAACUUUAAUACAGUACAAAUAAAAUCAACUAUUUUGAUAUCUGCCCA